GACUUCCGGUCGCCAUUCCUCAACGCAGGUUACGCUCCUUUCUUCCGCUGGCUGCGCCCUACUUUUCUUCCACUACGCACUUUGCGCAGCAGUCAGUGGCGAGGCUGUUCAGCUGGUUAGCAAACAUCGUCCGAGAUGAGCAGGGACCGGGACGACGGGAACAACCGCGGUCCAUCCAGCGCGAGCCCCGCAGCAGCCCCGAGCCGCCGCGUGGAGGUGGUGCGUUGAAGCUUCAUCGCGACGCAUCCCAGCAGCCGGUGUUCUGACCGGGUCCAAUCGGAUCAGAGGCUCUCGCACCAAGCCCCCUAUGGCAGUGAAGCCCCGCUGAAGGGCCGAGUGGUUCCUGAGCCGUGAAGCUUGAGCCUCUGUCAUGGUGGACCGGCUCCUCUGACCUUCACAUAGCAUGUUAGCAUGUGGCUAGCCCCGUAUGGUGACUGCUGCGGCCAUUAAACUCCUCCCUCCAUCACCGCCUCUGGCCCCCUUCAAGGGGGUGUAAGCCAGUUGGUCGUGGAGCCCCUCCCCGUCAUCUCCAUCCCUCUUUCAUUUAGUCACCUCUCCACCGCCGUCGCUCGUCUCCUACCAGAGCUGCUUAUUUUCUUCCUCUUCCGUUCCCCGGCUCGGUCCCCGCCCACUUUGAUUCUCACCUUGGCCCCGCCCACCUGGCGCCUGACAGCGAGGCUGCUCGGCAGUUGUUUUGGUAGUUGCUUUUGGUUGAUGGAAUCGGCUUAACCGUGGAGAGACCAGGCUACCACAAACUGAUGGACUUUGACAAGCGAGGGGUAGGGGGAGGGGGGGGGGGAGGAGGGAAAGCAGAGACGGAGGAAGGGAAGAGGAUGCCUGGGAAGACGGGCAGCCGGUCGGGGCACGGCGGGCGGGGCGCCAGCUCCAACUCCGGGGUCCUGAUGGUCGGACCCAACUUCCGCGUGGGGAAGAAGAUCGGCUGCGGGAACUUUGGGGAGCUGCGCCUGGGAAAGAACCUGUACACCAACGAAUACGUGGCCAUCAAACUGGAGCCCAUCAAGUCCCGGGCGCCACAGCUGCACCUGGAGUAUCGCUUCUACAAGCAGCUGGGCAGCUCAGAGGGCGUACCGCAGGUGUUUUACUUUGGGCCCUGUGGUAAAUACAACGCCAUGGUUCUGGAGCUCCUGGGACCGAGCCUAGAGGACCUGUUUGACCUGUGUGACCGGAGCUUCUCCCUGAAGACGGUGCUCAUGAUCGCCAUACAGCUGAUCACCCGGAUGGAGUUCGUCCACACCAGGAGCCUCAUCUACCGAGACGUGAAGCCGGAGAACUUCCUGGUGGGCCGGCCCGGCUCCAAGCGGCAGCACACCAUCCACAUCAUCGACUUCGGCCUGGCCAAGGAGUACAUCGACCCCGAGACCAAGAAGCACAUCCCCUACCGCGAGCACAAGAGCCUGACGGGCACGGCCCGCUACAUGAGCAUCAACACGCACCUGGGCAAAGAGCAAAGCAGGCGGGACGACCUGGAAGCUCUGGGCCACAUGUUCAUGUACUUCCUGCGAGGCAGCCUCCCCUGGCAGGGCCUCAAGGCCGACACUCUGAAGGAGCGCUACCAGAAGAUUGGAGACACCAAGAGGGACACGCCCAUAGAGGUGCUCUGUGAAGGCUUCCCAGAGAUGGCCACCUACCUGCGCUACGUGCGGCGGCUGGACUUCUUUGAGAAGCCGGACUACGACUACCUGAGGAAGCUGUUCACCGACCUGUUCGACAGGAACGGGCACAUCUUCGACUACCAGUACGACUGGACCGGGAAGCCACUGCCCACGCCCAUCGGCCCGGUGGCCAGCGAGACGCCGCUCCAGACCAGCGGCCGAGAGAAGGCGCCGCAGACCAAAAACCAGUCUCCCGAGGGGAAGGGCAGUGAGUCGCAGCCCACUCCAGUGACCAAUCGAGAGCUGCUGGGCUCCCACCUCACUGCUGAUAGGCUGGGCGGGUCCGUCCAGGUGAUGAGUUCCACCAAUGGGGAGCUCAACACAGACGACCCCACUGCAGGACACUCCAACGCACCAAUCACAGCCAAUGCAGAGGUGGAGGUGGCUGAUGAUACCAAGUGCUGCUGUUUCUUCAAGAGGAGGAAGAGGAAAGCUCUCCAGAGACACAAGUGAAGACCGGAGGAGAGAGCGGCCCGGGUCCCUCUGGGGGGCCUCUGUCUCUUCAUGUGCCCCCCAGACCCCCUCUGACCCUCCGUCCCUGCUGUUGGGGCUCCUGUAGUUUACCUGGAGUCGGCUGGGCCUCUGGGCAGCAGGAUGUGUUCUACUGGUUUCUACUGGUCUGGAGUGGGCGGCCUGCGGUUCCCCUGGGACCUCUACCCGGGGACCAGCUGCCCCAGCAGUCUUCUUGUAUUUAUGGUCACAAACUGAACUGGAACUGGAUCAACCGACCUGCUGGGGGACCAUGUGACCUCACACAGGCUGAGGCAGGCAGAUGAUUGGCUUACAGACUGGAGUCAGCUGGUUCACUGGUUCUCUCUUUAGUUCCCUAUCGAUGGAGAGAGAGAAGAGGACAAAGGACAGGAUGGACCACACACACACGCUGCACACUUGUCACACAGAGACUUCAUGGACGGAGCGGUGCAGCUCUCAGUCUAUAAAGUUUUUAUUCUCGAGGGUCAGAGGAAGCCGGCGUGGGCGGCCGGGUCUACUUCCUGGAGGCUCAGAUGCGUUUAAGAAGAUGUUUGUGUAAACUGCUUUUCUGUUUUAAUUUGUAACUAAAGAAACUGUCUACACUUUG
Pseudoliparis swirei is the source of this 2751-nucleotide messenger RNA. Its product is annotated as casein kinase I-like. Gene Ontology annotation, molecular function: protein serine/threonine kinase activity; ATP binding. The record is from RefSeq and is a predicted model, not a curated record. Gene Ontology annotation, cellular component: plasma membrane; nucleus; cytoplasm. Bases 759 to 2126 code for a protein of 455 amino acids. Lineage: Eukaryota; Metazoa; Chordata; Actinopteri; Perciformes; Liparidae. Gene Ontology annotation, biological process: signal transduction; endocytosis; peptidyl-serine phosphorylation. The transcript has 12 exons.